AUGUCCUUCACCUAUAGCCUAUAUUCAGCUGGCCAUAAAUACGAUUGUUCUUUUCAGGCAGGAACGAUUUUGGAGGAAUCCGUGGUGCGCUUGGAAUAUCUGUCUGUUGUUCCUGAGGUGGAUUAUCCUGACGAGCUCCAAAAUAAAUUCCACCACUUUGCGCAUUAUGUUGCCGAGGUUAAUGUCCACGUACCUGCCAGGCGACAAGCGGUCGCCAAAUGUGUAGAUUGGACGGGAACUCAGUUGCUUCCAUGCAACUUUGCCUUUGUCGAGGGAAUGACGGAACAUCAGGUAGAAAUUCUUUGCCGGUAUGAGCAGUAUUACCUUCAGGAUCCUUGGAUAGACCUCACAUGGACCCAACGCGCUGAAAAGAAUUGCUUGGUCCAAGAGUUGAGAAACACGGUCCUACACCGUGCCAUAGGUAUUCGAUUUGUACCCAAUACGACAAACGAGUCACUGGACUGCACGCGCCUUCCUCAUUUUACAUACGAUGGUUUUAACGGCAACUACAGUGCGAAUGACGAAUUCCAACACUUCCUUGCUGAAGAGAAUGGCCGCUAG
Molecule: messenger RNA, 561 nt
Organism: Opisthorchis viverrini
Lineage: Eukaryota; Metazoa; Platyhelminthes; Trematoda; Opisthorchiida; Opisthorchiidae
Exons: 4
Coding region: 1-561 (186 amino acids)
Source: RefSeq, a predicted model, not a curated record